AUGAAUGAACUCAAGAAGAAAUACACCCAUAUGCAAGACAAAGGAUUUUACAUGACCAGCGAUGGAGAACAUCCAAUUCAUAUCAUCCUCGGUGAUGGCACAUACAGCAGAAUUCGAACUGAGAAAGUUUACAAAGGUAAUCCUGGAGAUCCUUUGGUGGAAGAGACAACAUUCGGAUGGGUUGUUCAUGGUGGUGAGAAUUAUUCGAGCGAUGCUUGUAUGUACACUAGAGAGGUUAACGAUUACGAACAGUUAUAUAGUCUUGAUGUUCUCGGAGUUGAAGAUCGUGGUGAAAAUGACCAAAUGCAAGUGCUUGCUGAGUUUCGAGAGAACAUAACUAGACAAGAUGAUGGCAGAUACAAAGUCAGCAUACCAUGGAUUCCAGGGAGUAAGUUAACAACCACAAACGAACAGCCAAGCAGAAGACGACUGAGCAACGUGAACAAAAAGUUGGCGAAAGAUGAAAACCUGAAGCAAGAGUAUGAGAAGAUUAUCGAGGAUCAGUUAGCAAGCGGUGUGAUUGAGAAAGCCCCGGACGAGCCAUCAGGAGAGCGAGUGUACUACAUGCCACAUAAGCCAGUCGUAAGGCAAGAUGCAUCAACCACCAAAGUGCGAAUGGUUUUUGACGCGAGCUCCAAACCCCAUCCACUGGCAUCCAGUAUCAAUAAUUGUAUGUUUACUGGGCCUUCCCUCCAACCGCUGUUGUGGGAUAUCAUGGUACGAGCAAGAAUGUCGUCAAAUCUGCUUCUUGCAGACAUUCAGAAAGCUUUCUUGCAGAUAGCAAUCAAAGAAGAAGACAGAGAUGCUUUCAGAUUUCUCUUUGAACGCGACGAGAAAGAGGAACAUUUUCGGUUCGCGAGAGUUCCAUUCGGGGUUGAAGCCAGUCCAUUCUUACUCGGUGCGACAUUGGAAUACCACUACGACCAGCAAUCACCAGAAUUAGAGGAAACAGUGACUGCCCUUAGAGAAAACACGUAUGUGGACAAUAUUAUGCAAACGGGAAGUGACAUUGAUAAGUUGGAGAAGUUCAAGAAAGAAAGUCAAGUUGUUCUUGAGAGUGCAAGAUUACCAAUUCACAAGUGGGAGUCGAACAUCGAGGCAUUAGAGGAUGAGAACAUGCAAAAUCCUAGCAAAAUUCUUGGUCAUGUAUGGGACAAGCGAGCAGAUACUCUGGAAAUACAAGUACCAGCAUUACCCGAGACUAAUUCAGUUACGAAACGAAGUAUCUUGAGUCAGCUUGGCAAAGUGUACGAUCCAUUGGGAAUAAUGUCACCCACGAUAACCGAAGGAAAACACAUUUAUAGAGAGGCUUGUGAAGAAAAAAAAGGAUGGAAUGCUGAAGUUUCGCCAGAAUUGAAGAAACAGUGGCACAAAUGGAACAAACAACUAAAGAACGUGGAAGUACCGAGGAGCUUAACAGGGAAUUCAAAAGAAACGAAGGGUAUAGAACUCCACGUGUUCGCCGACGCAAGUAACCUCGCGUGUUCUGCAGUAACCAUAGCGGUAGUUGAACAUUCUUCUGGAACGAUCAAAGGGUUGCUUACAUCGAAAUCCCGGAUUUCAAAAAGAAACACGUCGAUACCCAGACUCGAACUCGUAGGAGCUCACAUGGCUGCGAAUAUGGCGAAGAAUUUACAUAAUGCUCUUAAACGACAACCUAUCAAGACCAUCGUGAUCUGGUUAGAUAGCAUGGUGGUACUUUACUGGUUAACCAAUCCAGGAAAACCUUGGAAAACGUUUGUUUCCAAUCGAAUCAAGAAGAUAGCUGAGAUAACCAGCGAGCUCGGUAUCGUUUGGAAGCAUUGCCCGUCAAAUAAGAAUCUUGCUGAUCUAGGCAGCAGAGGAGCAACCAUGGAAAGAUUGAAAAACGGAAGCUGGUUCAACGGUCCAGGUUGGUUAUUAGAGAAAGAACAAUGGCCAGAACAACCAAUUUUAAAAGUAACUACAUCUGUCAAUCAAGAAUGCAAACCGAUUAAAGAGCAAGCACUGUUUACGAAAGAACGAGAGCCAGACGAAUGGGACGCUUUGCUAGAUAGAAAUACAUACUGGCGUACACUGCGUGGGUGUUGA
Dendronephthya gigantea is the source of this 2070-nucleotide messenger RNA. RefSeq lists its product as uncharacterized. Lineage: Eukaryota; Metazoa; Cnidaria; Anthozoa; Malacalcyonacea; Nephtheidae. The transcript has a single exon. Gene Ontology annotation, molecular function: nucleic acid binding. The coding region runs from base 1 to 2070 and encodes 689 amino acids. The record is from RefSeq and is a predicted model, not a curated record.